AUGUCCUUCCUCCCACCGGAGCUAAUCUUCGACAUUCUUUCACGGCUUCCGCCCAAGGAUUUGAUGCGAUUCCUCUGUGUUUCCAAAUCUUGGUAUGCUUUAAUCCACGACCAAAUCUUCAUCAAAGCCCAUCUCCAGCGCUCCAUUGAAACCAACUCUGCUCCUCUAACCAUUUUACUCAGGAAAUUUAGUCCCGAAUGUCCUCCAUCACAUUUCUUUUCAUUGUCCUUCAGCGAUAACGAGACGAUCGGAACAGCCGUGAAAACCGAGCAGCCGCUGAAAUGCCCUGACGAAUACACUGACAUUUUGUUGGACUACUCUGUUCAUGGUCUGGUUUGGAUUCACAACGAUGACGAGAGCGAUAUGGCUUUGUGGAACCCUUCAAUUCAAAAGUUCAAGAAGAUUCACGUCCCGAACUUUGAACCGGAUGCAUCAUCAUCUUCUGGUUCAGAGAUGGAGCAACGAAGAAAACCAAGGGACACCUGUUAUGGCUUCGGGUAUGAUUCUGUUCAUGAUGACUAUAAACUUGUGCGAAUUUUAGAGUUUGCAAAUGAAGGCAAAAUUGUGGGUUCUCAAGUUCACAUUUAUAGCCUAACAUCUAACUCAUGGAAAAGGAUCCAAGACAUGCCAUGGAAUAGUUUUGGAAUUCAUCACGAUUAUCUCAUGUUUUGCGACGGUGCUCUGAGUUGCCUCGUUUAUAACAGGUUUUGUACAAAUGAGGUCAUAAUUCUAACCCUUAGUCUCGCCAGUGAGGAAUAUAGCCAGUUUCCCAUCCCCGUCCAUCAUCUGAAUAUUAAUGAGUCUAGGCUGAGUUUGGAGGUCUUGGGGGGCUUUUUAUGUUUGGUUACAUUUUUGGAGACCCGACAUGAUGUUUGGAUUAUGAAACAAUAUGGAGACGCGGAAUCUUGGACCCUGCUUUAUUCUAUUGAGGGGGGAGAUUUGCCCUGGUUGAUUGAUUUUAUGUGCGAACCUUUGGUGUGCUCAAGGAAUGGUGAAAUGGUUCUUUUGUCGGAUAACAACACUACGUUUUUUUGGUAUGAUUUGAAGGAGAAGAGUUUUAAACGAGUUAAAUUUCAUGGUCGGCCCUAUUUAUAUGAAAUGACAGUUGUUUGUUGGGGGAGCCUUUGUCUUCUUGAUGGCGAUCCUGUUAUUGCUGAGCCUGAGACUGAGAGGCAGCAGAAAGUCCCCACUACCUCUACGAAAAGGAAAUCUUCAAGCAGCGAAGACGAAGAAACGUAUGAUGAUUGGUACUAG
Molecule: messenger RNA, 1254 nt
Organism: Prunus armeniaca (apricot)
Lineage: Eukaryota; Viridiplantae; Streptophyta; Magnoliopsida; Rosales; Rosaceae
Source: the annotation of a GenBank genome assembly